Molecule: messenger RNA, 363 nt
Organism: Penicillium robsamsonii
Lineage: Eukaryota; Fungi; Ascomycota; Eurotiomycetes; Eurotiales; Aspergillaceae
Exons: 1
Coding region: 1-363 (120 amino acids)
Source: RefSeq, a predicted model, not a curated record
AUGGUUCUCGACUGGAGCGCCUUGGCUCCCGGUCCAGCUGGAACUGCGAUGUUAGGGGAAAGGGGCAUCGAAGCUGCUGCCCGCCGCGGACGCGAGCGUAUACGCCGUGAGCAAGCAGGGCAAAGAGAAGCCGAAAAAAAUCACCAAAAGGGUGAUGAUACGGCGUCGGAAGUUACACUGCUACCUACAAACCAACCAAAAGAGCUUGAGUCUAAACCGGGGAGGUCAAAGGAUGGUAGCGAUACGCCCAGGUCCUCAAUGGUUUCUGAUGCGGAUACUUUGAUAGAGCCGAGUGAUGGUCGGAAGAAAUUUGGGGGUAUUAAGGGGAAGUUGAGUCGGGUUAAGAAGCAGUUGACGGGUUGA